AUGGACGAUUAUGACUUUACUGUCUGCAUGGAUUCCCCGGUGUUUUUGGAAUUGGAACAAGAAGUGGAUAUGGACUCGGCGGAUUCUUCACGCUCGUCGGCGUCCCUGUUGCUUGCCAAGCCAGCCAAAGCGAAGAAGUUUUUCCCGCCCGCCCAGGAUGAGAUGAAGGUGGAGCUCGAGGAGGAAAUUCAACACGCGGCCGAGAGUGGCGAGUGCAACCUCUCGCAGAUGUUGCUGCCUCAGGUUCCCGCUAGUUUGCCCCUCGAGACUUUGGUGACUCUCGUCCUCUCCGGCAACCAGCUUACCGAGCUGCCUGAGAGCCUCUUCGAGGGCCGCUGCUGCCGCCACCUUGUCAAGUUCGACGCAAACUCCAACCAGCUGAAAGCAGUCCCUCAGUCACUACUCGUCUUGCCCAAGCUUGAGGUGCUGCUUUUGGACCACAACAACAUCACCGCCAUACCUUUUGACGGGCUGGACCUUAAUCAGCAGCCACUGCUACCCGCCCUUAACUUUGUGGGUUUGGAGUUCAAUGAAUUACAGGCAUUCCCUGUGGAGUUCUUUAUACACUGCCCGCUUUUGAGUAAAAUAUUUAUUGGCCAGAAUGAGAAAAUGCUGGAGGCCCCAGUGCCCACUGGUCAACUACUUCGCUCCACCGUUGCGCAGCGCCACGGUAGUAACAAUAAUCAUAAUGGUGAGAAUCGUGUCAUUUUAAAGGUGGACAACAGGCCAUGCUUUGUGAAACAAGUGUUGGACGAACGUUGGGACACUACAAUGCCUUGGUUAGAGGUUCAAUUCCACAAAAUUUACCCUGACAGGGUGCUGGGAUUUAUGUAUCUUGGUUCGCUCCGCACUGCACAGACCCGAACCGUCUAUCGUGAUCUCAACAUUGAUUACAUACUCAGUAUUGCGCGAGGCAUGGAAGUUAGGGUGGAUCCAGGCAUGAAACACCUUGUGUUACCGGUGGAAGACAUUCCUGGUGAGGAUAUCCAGCAACUCUUUGAGCAGGCCUUCACCUUCAUUGACGAGGCUAGGGAGAAAAAUAAAGGUGUCCUCCUCCACUGUUUUGCGGGACUUUCUCGCUCUGUGACUGUCGCGGCUGCAUAUUUGAUGAGUCGGUGCAACAUGACGCGCGAUGAGGCCCUCGACUUUAUCAGGAAGGCACGGCCAGCUGCUCAACCAAAUCCGGGAUUUAUGGGGGCGUUGUGGAAAUUUGAAAAGUUGCUUGAGGAGCGGAGAGGAGAAGGAUCUGUUGGUCAGGGGUGA
Messenger RNA from Trypanosoma rangeli, 1263 nucleotides. RefSeq names its product phopshatase. The record is from RefSeq and is a predicted model, not a curated record. Lineage: Eukaryota; Euglenozoa; Kinetoplastea; Trypanosomatida; Trypanosomatidae. The transcript has a single exon. Gene Ontology annotation, cellular component: cytoplasm. The coding region runs from base 1 to 1263 and encodes 420 amino acids. Gene Ontology annotation, biological process: protein dephosphorylation; negative regulation of MAPK cascade. Gene Ontology annotation, molecular function: protein tyrosine/threonine phosphatase activity; MAP kinase tyrosine/serine/threonine phosphatase activity; protein binding.